AUGCGUCACCCCAUCUCUGUUCUCCUCCCCCUUUACAUCUAUCCUCUGCCCCUCGCCUGGAACUGGCUCUUAACCACUAUCCCCCUCUACCCCUCCAUAACCUACACUCUCGUCAUCAACCCAUCCUCCGGACCCGGCACCUACAAUUCUUUCCCCGAUCCCAGCUAUAUCGAUGCUAUCGCCUCCCUGAAUGCAUUCGAAAACGUACAGUUAUUGGGAUAUGUAGAUACGGCGUAUAUGCAUCGAUCUGUUGAGGAUGUCGUUGCCGAGGUGGAUACUUACAACCACUGGCAAGCCAACCCCUCAGAAGAUAUCCACAUGCACGGCAUCUUCUUCGACGACUGCGUCUCCAACUGGAACGCCAGCACCUCUCAAUUCAUGAGCACCAUUGCUACCUCCGCCCAUCAAGCCAAUCUCACCGUAACAUUCAAUCCGGGCGUGAUUGCCGAUCCUUCAUUUUUCGCACUCGCAGACAAUAUAUUAAUGAUUGAAGAAACAUACGAUGCUUCGGAAGCCUUACCGAGUAUUGAAUCUAUUCCCCCCAGCCAACGUUCCAAAUCUUCAGUUAUGUUCCAUCAUUUUACCGGCUCGGCAAGCGAUCAAUCGACUCUUGUGAAGGAAAUCUUGAAAAUGGGGAUUAAUUCGCUAUACAUCACCACCAAUGAUUAUAUUAGCCAGAGUAAUCUCUGGACACAAUUCAACGCUGCCAUAUCCGCAGGUCCAAGUCUUACUUGA
Molecule: messenger RNA, 735 nt
Organism: Botrytis deweyae
Lineage: Eukaryota; Fungi; Ascomycota; Leotiomycetes; Helotiales; Sclerotiniaceae
Exons: 3
Coding region: 1-735 (244 amino acids)
Source: RefSeq, a predicted model, not a curated record